AUGUUUCAGGGUCCUCAAGAAUUAAAUGCGUUAAGCGUUUGUGCUGUUCAGUAUUUCACAGGCUCAUACGCAGCAUGUGCUACAGCUUUAAUGGCUCUGUCUACAUCGGCGUUAAAUGUUCAACCAUCAGGGUGCUUCAUGGGUUAUUGUGACUUUGUCCGUUGUCUUAGAAGAGCGAAUUCUGUAAACUUGAUUACCCAGUGCACUCGUGAAGCAAGAACGGGUGUGAACAUAACACUGGAUGCUGAUAACGUCCGAUUUUAUACAAAUGUUACUUCUUGUAUUUUAGCUAAAUCUCGAUGUGGCUCCUUUAACCCCAUUACUGGGGAGCCUCAACUUCCUGGCUAUACUUCAUCGGGAACAAGAGUCAGUAACGCUCUUCAAAUUGCAGAAUCAGGAGAACUACGGGUUAUUGCGUUUUCUGCUAAUACUCCUGUCAGCAAUUCAUUUUGUACAAUAACUCCAAAUUUAACACAGUCUAGUUGGCUCACAAAUGUGUGCUAACUAUUGCUGUUUUUAAAACUAGAUUAUCUUUUGUGUACCUAAUAAAA
Helicoverpa zea (corn earworm) is the source of this 551-nucleotide messenger RNA. RefSeq lists its product as uncharacterized. Bases 1 to 504 code for a protein of 167 amino acids. Lineage: Eukaryota; Metazoa; Arthropoda; Insecta; Lepidoptera; Noctuidae. The record is from RefSeq and is a predicted model, not a curated record. The transcript is spliced from 3 exons.